Messenger RNA from Raphanus sativus (radish), 726 nucleotides. RefSeq names its product signaling peptide TAXIMIN 2. The record is from RefSeq and is a predicted model, not a curated record. The transcript has 2 exons. NCBI's taxonomy places the organism in Eukaryota, Viridiplantae, Streptophyta, Magnoliopsida, Brassicales, Brassicaceae. The coding region runs from base 215 to 436 and encodes 73 amino acids.
AAGAAAAAGAAACCGCAGGGAUAAUAUCGUAGUUUUCAAACUCGCCGCGUGGUUACGGGCCUCAUAGCGGUUAUACAAAGUCUUGAGCAGACUCGUGGAAACUAAUCACUGAUUUAAUUUAAAACCUUUAUAAUCUCUUGUUUAUCUAUCCCAUUCUCUGCGUAACAGAACCUGCGUGCUUCUGAAGUUGGGAGAGAAAAAGAGUAAGGGAAGAAUGGGAGAAUGUAGGCCACUUGGUUUCUUGUUGGGGCUACCAUUUGCACUUGUCGCUCUCCUUCUAUCUCUUGUUGGUGCUGUCAUCUGGAUCAUUGGGACGAUACUGAGUUGUUUGUGCCCGUGUUGCUUCUGUUUCGCUGCGUUGGCUAACUUCGCGGUGGAUCUCAUCAAACUUCCUGUCAAAGUCAUCCGUUGGUUCACCCACUCCAUCCCUUGUUAAGACCACACUCCUUCACUUUUCUUUUUAAGUUUUAAAUUUUAAUGCUCUUAAUUUCCUUUUCUUAAUUUUAUUUAUUAAUGUUAAUAUUUCAAAGAUACGGGCUUAGUUUCCGAUUUUUGUUUUGUGUGUUAUGAAAGAAGUUGAUUUAGCAAAGAAGGCAACUGAAAGUACCAACUAACUUUGCGUAGAAUAUGAUCCCAAAGUAAACCCAACGUCGUAACUGGAUUUAAAUAAUUCAAAAAGAAAAAUCGCGCUACAAAGCCUAAAAGCAUGAUGAUGUUUGUUAAGAG